Messenger RNA from Malus domestica (apple), 1600 nucleotides. RefSeq lists its product as uncharacterized. The record is from RefSeq and is a predicted model, not a curated record. Lineage: Eukaryota; Viridiplantae; Streptophyta; Magnoliopsida; Rosales; Rosaceae. Gene Ontology annotation, cellular component: cytosol. Gene Ontology annotation, molecular function: protein-folding chaperone binding.
AACUACAAUCAUCGAAUGCCCCAGUGCCCCCCGAUGCAGGUCGACCGCCAAAAUUUCAGCUUCACAAGAAAAACAAUAACAAUACUCACAAUAUCCCAUAUUUAAAGAAGAAAGGACGGCGGAUUAAUCAUUUGUUUCAAACAGGUUCAGAACCUCAAAACGACGUCGUCUGACAUAUCGAUCAUAUUCUCCGCUCUUGUAUAUGCGACACCUGUGCAAAGAUUUCCGACAUCAACGACCAACAAGAAUCUGUGCAACUGUAAUUACAAAUAUAUUUCCUUUAAAAACUAAAAAAUAAAAAGAAUCUUAAAAAUCAAAGUCUACGAAGAUACUCAAAGUCUGCUUGGCUCCCACCUCACUGCACGUUGCCAGAGAUUUUAGUUAUUUAAAUCCCCGCUGUGUCCUUCUCUCCAAAUUCCAAUCCCCCCACCACCACUCCAUUCACGAAACGCGCACCAACCACCUUUGCUUUCUGCUUCAUAAGCACUUUUCCACGACCGGCUUUUCUCCCCGACUGCCAUAGAGAUAUCGAAUCAGGGCCGUAGAUAAUUUCGAUCAGAGGAAUCACAUGGGUGUGGAUUUCUACAGCGUGCUGAGGGUGAACCGGAACGCGACGCAGCAGGACCUGAAGAAGGCGUACAAGAGGCUGGCGAUGAGGUGGCACCCCGACAAGAACCCAGUCGACAACGAGGAAGCGGAGGCCAAGUUCAAGCAGGUGUGCCAGGCGUACGAUGUUCUCAGCGACCCCCAGCGGCGCCAGAUCUACGACAUCUACGGCGAGGAGGGGCUCAAUUGCGGCGACCCGGAAGACAUUUUUGCCGAGUUUUUCGGCGGAUCUGGCGGCGUCGGGGACAGGGCGUUCAAGAAGAGCAGUGUGAAUGGUGAAGGGCGUAAUGGUAAUCUGAAGAGUAAGAAGGUUGCGGCGAUUGAGAGCAAGUUGACGUGCAGCUUGGAGGAUCUUUACAGAGGAGCGAGGAUGAAGAUGAGGAUUUCGAGAACCGUUCCUGAUGAGUUCGGUAAGCCAAAGACUAUUGAGGGAACCCUAAAGAUAGACAUCAAGCCUGGCUGGAAGAAGGGUACAAAGAUCACAUUCCCAGAGAAAGGCAACCAAGAACCCGGCACCUCUCCGGCUGAUCUCAUUUUCGUCGUUGACGAGAAGCCCCACCCUCUUUUCAAGCGUGACGGGAAUGAUCUUAUGGUCACUCAGAAACUGUCUCUGCUCGAGGCUCUCACCGGAGCGUUCGUCAAUCUGACAACGUUGGACGGAAGGGUUCUCGUGAUCCCGCUGAAGAACAUUAUUAUCAAACCUGGCCAUGAGGAGGUGGUUCCUAAUGAGGGAAUGCCAAUCUCUAAAGAUCCGACCAAGAAAGGAAACCUAAGGGUCAAGUUCGACGUCGUCUUUCCGGCGAAGCUUAGCGCAGAGCAGAAGGAUGAUCUGAGGAGAGUGCUGGGUGGGGGUGAUACCUAAGGUAAUGAGAAUUUAUAUGCCUAGGAUAAAAACCAAAUCCAUUAACUCUAAUUAUCAUUUAAACAUUUAAUCUUUCCACGGUGCAAUUGUGCAAUUGUGUGUGUGUAUGUAUAUAUAUAUAUAUAUUUUUUU